Messenger RNA from Exophiala aquamarina CBS 119918, 573 nucleotides. RefSeq lists its product as uncharacterized. The record is from RefSeq and is a predicted model, not a curated record. The transcript has a single exon. The coding region runs from base 1 to 573 and encodes 190 amino acids. NCBI's taxonomy places the organism in Eukaryota, Fungi, Ascomycota, Eurotiomycetes, Chaetothyriales, Herpotrichiellaceae.
AUGGCAUUCAACGCGAAGAAUCUGCAGUACAAUAAACAAGAACCUGCUUUUCUCCGGCGACUAAAAGGGGAAUAUGUCGGUCAAGAUGGAAGGCAGAACUACCAAGCGCCUCGACCAAAGAGGGACAGGCUGAAGGCUGGAGAUGAAGACGAUGACCCUGUAAUAGUAGACGAGCAAGGUGAGACGGUUGGCAAGGAAGCCUUCGAGAGGAGGAUGCGAGGCGACGACGCGGGUGAAGUGUCAAAGGACGGCGAUGGUGAAACUAGACCGAGUGAGGGGGGAGGCGAAGGAGGGACUGGAGAUGAUGGAUCCAAGGUCAUGGCUAUGAGCAACAACGAGAGGCAGAAAGUCACAGAGAUCGGAGGUGCGGCUGCCUUGAAGAAAAGAAAGGUGGGCAAGAUUGUAGGUGGUGAUGAGGACUUGGAAAAUGGUGCUGGAGAUAUUUCGAGAAGCGCAAGCGGUAUGAAAGAAGGACACGACGAAAUAGCGGUUCCAAAGAGCAAUGAGCCAACUGUGGCAAAGAAAAAAAAGGGCAAGAAAAUCAAGCUGUCGUUCGACGAACCUGAUGGGUGA